Molecule: messenger RNA, 1527 nt
Organism: Fonsecaea nubica
Lineage: Eukaryota; Fungi; Ascomycota; Eurotiomycetes; Chaetothyriales; Herpotrichiellaceae
Exons: 1
Coding region: 1-1527 (508 amino acids)
Molecular function (GO): protein binding
Source: RefSeq, a predicted model, not a curated record
AUGACCGAAGCAGUACCAAGAAAAGGCUCGCUCGGCUUCUUCAACCCUUUCAAGUCAAGAUCUAGUAGUCGAUCGAGCUCAAGGGAUGCUUCAAUCUCCGACCUGAGAUUCAACGAUGUCAAGUUUGACCACAAAUCGGCAAGCUCAACCACCCGUCUCAGAAAGACCGCAAGUCCUGCCGAUUCGGCCAGAAGUUCCAGGGCGGGGUCCAAGAAGAACAGUCUCGAACAGUCUCGAUCACGGCGACAAGCUUCUUUCCCGGCCAUCAGUGUUGCCGACGAGUGGGAAAGAGAUGCUCAGACUGGCGAGCGAAAGGACCAUACGGAAAUGCUGCAUAGCUUAGCACAUCGUGACUCAGAAGAAUCUCUUGCUGAAAAGGUACAACUCCUGUUUGCUGGAAUCCCAUCCCAACCCGCAACGGAUUUCCUGGCCAAACUCCCAGACGCCAUCUGGAAGAGAGUCGUAGAGCUCUUGGAUCCAGCGGAUAGAGCAAGCCUUGCCCUUUCCUGCAAGCCAUUCCGAAACUUGAUUGGGGUCGAAGCAUGGACAACCUUGAAUGCGCCGGAAAAUCGUGACGCCAAAGCCAAGUUUCUUGAAUGUCUGGAUCAACAGCUACCGGAACACUUACUGUGCUUCCAAUGUGUGAUAUACCACGUCCGAACUCAGAAAGGACAAGAGGUUCUGCGACCCACCAACAUCUCAAAUCCGAUAUUCAACUGUCCCAAUGCCUACAAUGCCGAGAACAAGGUGUCGCGGCAGAGAAUCACCGUUGGUCGCUCAUUACCCUUCCCAUUCGUCCAACUCCUUCUGCGAGCACAAAAAUACUCAAAGGAGCACGGUAUUCACAUCGACUCAAUGUCACGACGAUACAAGGAUCGGGACGGAGAGUGGUCACACCAGACUCGUUACACCAUAGUCAACGGCCACCUGCUUGUCAGGGUGAUCAGCUCGGCAUUUGCCACGCCUGCUCUCCCUCCGGCAGGGCUGCGGAGGCUUCUUUACUCCCACGGCGACAAUUUUCAUCCAUACUUUUCGGUAUGCGCGCAUUGGAGGGAUGGCAAUCUCAUGUCUGCUGUCAAAUGUGCUUUGAGCCACAUACCCAAACCCCCGGAUGGAGGUGGCAUCGCAGGUGCUGCAGCAAAGGUGCAAUAUCAUAUGCACCGACCCAGUCCGCUUAUCACCCUGUGUUCUGAGUGUCGUCCCAUGCGACGGUGUCCCGAAUGCCCCACAGAAUAUCUCAUCGAAUUGAGGAUGCAAGAGGACAAAAGCGAUCCGUUGAAACUAUUCAAACAUGCCAUUGUCGUAACUAGAUGGAGCGAUCUUGGGGAUGGAUCUUCGCCCAAAAGCCUGGAAUGGGCAGCUUGCAACGGGGAAGUAGAAUUCGACUCAUUUGCGGCACUCGGAAAACGUGCGAUCUCGGGAGUAUUUGAAUCACAGUUCACAGUGGAUCAGAUACCCGGUCAGAAGAUCGUUUCGAUGAAUCCAAACAAGGAAAAGCGCGGAGAGGCUGGGCAUAACUGGUACUAA